Messenger RNA from Nerophis lumbriciformis (worm pipefish), 7356 nucleotides. The record is from RefSeq and is a predicted model, not a curated record. Lineage: Eukaryota; Metazoa; Chordata; Actinopteri; Syngnathiformes; Syngnathidae.
AUGAGUAGCCCGUGCCUGCUGCGGGCGGCCCCCACCGUCAGCCAGCACGGACUGCGCGACGUGAGGAUCAGUCUGAAGGUCCAGGACACCAAAGAGGCUCGACGCCACCCGCCGGUUGAGAACGAUGCCCCCGUGCGCAGCCGGAGCACCCCGCCGGCGCACCGGGCCCUCAGGAAGGCGCCCGGGGUCGGCCGGGCCAAGCGGCGGGAGCACCACCCGGAGAGGAACGGCACCAUCUUCCCGCAGGUGCCGCUCAGCCUGCCGGGGCUGGUCCCCGUCCUUUCACCGACGCCCUCUUGUCACCCGUUGUCUCCCUCCUCAUCCUCGUCAUCUUCCUUGUCCGCCCCCCGCGGCGUGAAACGGGCGCGCUGGCUCAGCUCCAGCGCCUCCAAUAUUUACUUCAACUCCAUCCUGGAUGGACGCUUCAGGCAGUUGCAAGAUGAGCGCGAGGCAGUCCAGAAAAAGACGUUUACCAAAUGGGUCAACUCCAUCCUGGCUCGAGUGAGCUGCCGCAUAACCGACCUCUACUUAGACCUUCGUGAUGGACGCAUGCUCAUCAAACUUUUGGAAAUCUUGUCUGGAGAGCGACUGCCGAAGCCCACCAAAGGCCGGAUGCGCAUCCACUGCCUGGAGAAUGUGGACAAGGCGCUGCAGUUCCUCAAGGAGCAGCGCGUCCACCUGGAGAACAUGGGCUCGCACGACAUCGUGGACGGCAACCACCGCCUCAUCCUUGGCCUCAUUUGGACCAUCAUCCUCCGCUUCCAGAUCCAAGACAUUAUCGUUGAAACGGGCCAGGCCGACCAGAAGGAGACACGUUCAGCCAAGGAUGCUCUUCUUUUGUGGUGUCAGAUGAAGACAGCUGGUUACGCUAGCGUCAACAUCACCAACUUCACCACAAGUUGGAAGGACGGCAUGGCCUUCAACGCUCUCAUACACAAACAUCGACCCGAUCUGGUAGACUUCAACCGUCUGAAGCGUUCCAACCCGACGCACAACCUCCAGAAUGCUUUCAACGUGGCUGAGAAGCAGCUAGGUGUCACCAAGCUUCUGGACCCGGAGGAUGUGUUCACGGAAAACCCGGACGAAAAGUCUAUCAUCACAUAUGUGGUCGCCUUCUACCACUACUUCUCCAAGAUGAAGCAGCUGGCCGUGGAGGGCAAACGGGUGGGUAAAGUCCUGGACCACGCCAUCGCCACUGGGAAAAUGGUCAAUAAAUACGAGACCUUGGUGUCAAACCUUCUGGCCUGGAUCGAGAGGACCAUCUUGGUGCUUGACAAUCGCAAGCUGGCCAACUCACUGUCGGGUGUCCAGCAGCAGUUGCAGGCCUUCAACACUUACAGAACUGUGGAGAAGCCACCCAAGUUCCAGGAGAAAGGCAAUCUAGAAGUGCUGCUUUUUACUAUCCAAAGUCGCAUGAGGGCCAACAACCAAAGGGCCUACACACCAAAAGAAGGAGCACUGGUCGGCGACAUCAACAGGGCGUGGAAGCUCCUAGAGCAUGCCGAGCAUGAGCGCGAGCGGGUUCUGAGGGACGAGCUGAUUCGCCAAGAGAAGCUGGAGCAGAUGGCUAGACGAUUUGACCGCAAGGCCGCCAUGAGGGAGACGUGGCUCCUGGAGAACCAGCGAUUGGUAGCUCAGGACAACUUUGGCUAUGACCUGCCGGCGGUGGAGGCGGCGCAGAAGAAGCACGACGCCAUCGAGACGGACAUCGCCGCCUACCAGGAGCGCGUCCAGGCCCUGGUGGACAUCUCAAGGGAGCUGGAGGCCGAGCGCUAUCACGACGCCAAGCGGGUGGAUGCCCGCAAGGACAAUGUCUUGCGCUUGUGGGACUACCUGCAGGAACUGCUUAGGGCCCGUCGAUCGCGCCUGGAAAAGAACCUGACGCUGCAGAAGAUCUUCCAGGAGAUGCUCCACAUUAUCAGCUGGAUGGAUGACAUGAAGGUUCGUCUGUUGUCUCCUGACAUUGGAAAACAUUUGUUGGAAGUAGAAGACUUGUUACAGAAACACGCUUUGCUGGAGAACGAUAUUUCCCUGCAAGCAGACAGAGUGCAGAACGCCAGCGCGGCCGCUCUCAAGUUUGCAAAUGGAGAGAAUUACAAACCGUGUGAUCCCCAAGUGAUCCGCGACAGGGUGGAGCACUUAGAGCUCUGUUACCAGGAGCUCCGCACCCUGGCCGCCCAGCGCCGGGCCCAACUGACACAGUCUCGCCGUUUCUGGAGCUUCUUGUGGGAGGCGUUGGAGCUGGAGAGCUGGAUCAAGGAGAAGGAGAAUAUCUUCUCUUCGCUGGACUACGGCAAGGACCUGACCAGCGUGUUGAUUCUCCAGAGCAAGCACAGCGCCUUUGAGGACGAGCUGGCUGCCCGGCAAGCCAACCUGAAAAUGGUUCUAACCCAGGGCAGUGAGAUGAUCAGGGAAAACCAUUUCAGUUCACCAAUGAUCCAGGAGCGCACAGAAAACGUGGAGCGGCAAUGGCGCCAGUUGGAGGAUCUCGCAGCUUUCCGGAAACAGAACCUGCAGGACACGCUGAAGUUCUUCCAAUUUCAAGGGGACGCCGACGAACUCACGGCCUGGCUACAGGACGCCAAGCGGGAGAUGAGCAGCGAUGAUGUAGGCCAGGAUGAGUACACCACGCAGCGGCUCCUGCGACGCCACGACGACCUACGCAACGAGGCUACCAAGACGGCCGCCACUGUGGACGCGCUGUCCAAACAGGCCAACGGAUUACCCGAGGAGCUGCUGAACACACCUGACAUCCAGCGCCGCCUCAAGGACAUCAAGGACCUUUUCAUGGAGCUCAUGUCUCUGGCCGACGUCAGGCAAAAGAAACUGGAUGACGCCAUGGCGCUGUAUACGAUCUUCAAUGAGACUGACGCCUGUGAGCUCUGGAUGGGACAGAAGGAGACUUGGCUUGUAGAUUUGGAGGUGCCUGAGAAGCUGGAAGACGUGGAAGUGGUCCAGAAUAGGUUGAGCAUGUUGGCUCAGGAUAUGGCAAACGUUCAGUUGAGAGUAGAUGACGUCAACAAUGCGGUGAAACAGCUGGAGGACAGCAGACACCCUCGGACUAAAGAGGUCAAGCCGUGCCAGAUGAGACUGAAUAAAAGGUGGGAUGCUUUCAAGGCCUUGGUGGAGGAUAAGAAGAAGAAGAUAGACUCUACAGUAAGCUUGCACAACUACGGAGUGGAUUGCGACGAGACCGCAGCAUGGAUCCGUGACAAGACGCGUGUCAUUGAGUCCACGCAAGACCUGGGCAACGACCUUGCCGCCGUUAUGACCAUCCAGAGGAAGCUACAUGGCUUGGAGCGCGACUUGGCCGCUAUAGACUCCAAGCUCGAUCUUCUGCGGGUUGACGCCGAGCGCUUGGCAACAGAACAUCCCCAGGACGCUCUGGAAAUCCUGGCCCGCCGCGCCGAGUUGGACGAUCCUUGGAACGAGCUGAAAAAUACACUGAAGGACCGUGAGGACUCGUUGGGUGAAGUCAGCAAGCUGCAGAAGUUCCUGCAGGACCUGGACGACUUCCAGUCCUGGCUCUUCAGGUCUCAGAAAGCCGUGGCCUCGGAGGAGAUGCCCGGCUCGUUGCCCGAGGCCGAGGAGCAGCUGAGCCUCCACGACGCUGUGCUUGACGACAUCGAUAACCAGGAAGAGGUCUAUCGCAGCAUCAAGGAUACCGGUGCGAAGGUUACGCGGGGCCAGGAGGAUGACCCCCAGUACCGGGAACUGGAGCUUACGCUGGAUGGUCUGGACCAGGGCUGGUACGAGCUCCAAACAAUGUGGGACCGACGCAAAAAUUUCCUGGAUCAAGGCUUGGGUUUCCAGCAGUUCCUAAGGGAUAGCAAGGCUGUCGAGGCCAUCCUUAACAACCAGGAGUACACCCUGGCCCACAUAGACCAGCCUGACACUCUGGCCGGGGCGGAAAAGGCCCUGAAGAAGCACGAGGACUUUUUGACCACCAUGGAGGCCAACGAAGACAAGAUAGACGGCACCCUCAAAGCAGGCAGACAGCUGGUUGAUGCCAACAACUUAUAUGCAGGGAAAGUGCAGGACAAAAUGGACUCCAUCAGUGACAGGUGCAACAAAAACAAAGCUCGAGCCCAGGAGGUGUCAGAGAAGCUGCGAGACAACCGAGACCUCCAGCACUUUUUACAGAACACUCAAGAUCUGACAGUGUGGAUCAAUGAGAAGAUGCUGACUGCACAGGACACCUCGUACGAUGAGGCCAGGAACCUGCACAGCAAGUGGCUAAAGCACCAGGCUUUCAUGGCUGAGUUGGCCUCCAACAAGGACUGGCUAGACAAAGUGGACCAGGAGGGCCAUGAACUGAUAACCUCCAAGCCAGAGUUUGAGCCUGUGGUGCGAGAGCGCCUGGCCGAUCUCCACCAACUGUGGGCCAUGCUGGAGUCCACCACACAGGAGAAGGCCCGGCUGCUGUUCGACGCAAACCGUUCCGAGCUGUUCGACCAGAGCCUGGCAGACAUCAGGAAGUGGCUGGGUGAGCUGCAGCAACAGCUUCAGAGCACGACCGGUGACGAUGGCGGAGGCGAAGAUGUCAGAGAUCUGACCAAUGCUAAUAUCCAGCUCAAGAAGCACCAGAUAAUGGAGAACCAAGUGCGAGAUCGUGCCCGGGAGCUGGAGGAGCUCCAAGAGGCGCUGAGGACGCACGGUGGCGGUGACGUCAGUGGGCGUGACGACCAACAACAAUCUGGACAGCCCGACCUGGAAGUGGAACAGCAGAGUCUUCAGGCCCAAUUCCAGCAGCUGAGUGCCCCACUGGCCCAGCGCCGGGAAAAGCUGGAGGCGGCCCGGGCUGUUCAUCAAUUCUACAGAGACCUAGCUGAUGAGCUGCUUUGGAUUGAAGAAAGGAUGCCACUGGCGCUGUCGCAAGAUCACGGCAACGACUUGCAAACUGUCCAGAUGCUGCUGAAGAGGAACCAGACCCUGCAGAGGGAGAUCGAGGGCCACCAGCCACGUGUGGACGAGGUGCUGGAACGCGGACACAGGAUGGCGGCUGCGGCAGGCGCACCCGAAGCUGGGCGACUGGCAGAGCAGCUACGGGCUCUGGAAGAGGCGUGGCCGCAGCUCCGAGACCAGAUGACCCAACGCAAGGAGAGGCUGGCUUCUUGGCACGCGGUGCAGCAGUUUUACAAUGACGCCGACGAGGCCCAAGCGUGGAUUGGAGAGCAAGAGCUCUACAUGAUUGCUGAGGAAAAGCCCAAGGACGAGCAGGGCGCCAUGCUGAGCCUGAAGCGUCACAACAUUGUCAAGCAGGCCGUGGACGACUACGCUGACUCCAUCCGGAAUCUGUCCGAGCGCGCUCGAGACAUGUUGGCGGCUGACCAUCCUGACAGUGAGAAUAUCAUGCGGCGCCAGGCCCAGACGGAUAAGCAAUACGCCGGCCUGAGCGAUCUGGCUGAGGACCGCCGCAUGAAGCUGGACCACAUGUACCACCACUUCCUGCUCGUACGCGAAGUGGACGAGCUGGAGCACUGGAUCUCCGAGCGCGACGUGGCCGCGUCCUCACAGGAGGUGGGCCAGGACCUGGACCACGUCACGCUUCUGAGGGACAAGUUCCGUGAGUUUGCUCGCGACACGGGCGCUCAGGGUCAAGAGCGCGUGGACGCCCUCAACCGCACCAUCGACGAACUGAUCCAGGCGGGCCACAGCGAGUCCGUGGCCAUGGCCGAGUGGAAGGACGCCAUCAAUGAGAUCUGGGCCGACCUCUUGGAGCUCAUCGAUACGCGAGCACAAUUGCUCAAUGCCUCCUACGAACUGCUGAAGUACUUUGAGGACAGCAAGGAACUCGUGGUCCAGAUCCACGAAAAGCAGAAGGAGCUUCCCCAAGACGUGGGCGAGGACUUCAGCAAAGCUGAGUCCUUCCACAGGAUGCACGCCGCCUUUGAACGAGACAUAACCUCGUUGGGAAAACAGGUGGAGCAGCUGCAGGAGACUGCGACAAAGCUCCGUGCUCAGUACGCGGGCGAGCGAGCUGAUGCCAUCCAGGCACAGGAGCGCGAUGCGCUGGAGGCCUGGAAGGCGCUGCUCGAUGCUUGCGAAGGGCGCCGCAAGCGACUCCUGGACACAGCUCAAAAGUUCCGCUUCUUCGCCAUGGUGCGCGACCUCACCAUCUGGAUGGAGAGCAUCAUUCAACAGAUUGACACCCAGGAGAAGCCACGUGACGUGUCAUCGGUGGAGCUCCUCCAGAAGUACCACCAGGGUAUCCGCUCUGAAAUCGAGGCGCGGACGGUCAAGGUCACAGAGUGCACUGAUUUGGGUGCCGCCCUGUUGGCGCAAAACCACCGAGAUUCCGCCGAGAUCCAAGAGAAGAUGACACAGCUGGCGGAGAAAUACCAGGGGAUGAUGACCAAGUGGGACGACCGCUGGGACUGGCUACGACUAUUGUUGGAAGUGUGCCAAUUUGCGCGCGACGCAUCAGUGGCGGAGGCCUGGCUGGUCGCUCAGGAGCCCUACGUGAACAGCAAGGACUUGGGCCAGUCGGUGGACGACGUGGAGAAGCUGCUCAAGCGGCACGAAGCCUUCGAGAAAUCCACGGCAGCCUGGGAGGAACGCUUCUCGGCAUUGGAACGUCUCACCACCUUGGAGUUGUUGGAGUUGAGGAAGCGGCAGAUAGAGAUUGAACAGUUUGUGCAAGAACAGCAGCGCUACGAUCAAGAGAGCAGGAGAGAAGACACGGGUUUUGCCGAAUCUUCGCAACUUUUCACACAGGAGGAAGAAACUCUGUCUGGCGCGGCCGAACCCAGCUCCGGCUUUCCCGAGGUGACGGCGACUUCCGAGAGGAGGGACAGUGGCUCUCUGGAGCCGUCCGUUUCGUUAGCGGCCGAGGGGCAGCGGCGGGCCGUUACCUUGCCCGGUGAGGCGGUCCGGGCCCAGACGGUGCUGCUGGAGGGCCUGCUGGGACGCAAGCAGGACGUAGGGGGCUCUGGGAAGAAGGCCUCCAAUAGGUCGUGGAACAACUUGUACUGCGUUCUGAGACCCGGCCAGCUGUCGGUCUAUAAAGAUGCCAAAAGCUUCGGCCACGGCACCACCUUUCACGGCGAGGACCCGCUUCAACUGGCCAACGCCACUUGGGAGCCGCUUGACAAUUACAAGAGGAAGAAGCACGUAGCUAAACUACGGCUUGGAGAUGGAAGUGAAUAUUUGUUCAACUUUAAAGACGUGGAAGAGCUAAAGCGUUGGAGCCAGGCCAUGUUGAGGGCCAUUCAAUCGCCCGCGGUGGAGGAAGAAGGGGCGGCGGGGUCCGCAGGGGCCAAAACCCAUAGUCUUCCCCCACCGGUCUCCUCCUCACCCACUACUGCCAAGAGAGAGAAGGAAAAGAAGUUUGGCCGCUUUGCCAAGAAGAAGUGA